UUCUUAAAACAUUCUGGGUAUAGAAUUAGGGAUAGAGGAAGAUCCUACCUCACUUGUGUUUGUCCUUUUCUCUAGGUCUGGCGUGCUCCUGAUCAGAGUUAUUCUGAUCUGAAGAUUUUGGUGUUUAAGGCAGUUGCAGGCGGCAGAUAAUAGCCUGACUUGUUCAUGGAGUUUUUCAUCAGUAUGUCUGAAACCAUUAAAUAUAAUGACGAUGAUCAUAAAACUCUGUUUCUGAAAACACUAAAUGAACAACGCCUGGAAGGAGAAUUUUGCGAUAUUGCUAUUGUGGUUGAAGAUGUGAAAUUCAGAGCACACAGAUGUGUUCUUGCCGCCUGCAGCACCUACUUUAAAAAGCUUUUCAAGAAGCUUGAGGUUGAUAGUUCUUCAGUCAUAGAAAUAGAUUUUCUUCGUUCUGAUAUCUUUGAGGAGGUCCUGAACUACAUGUACACAGCAAAGAUUUCCGUGAAAAAAGAAGAUGUUAACUUAAUGAUGUCAUCUGGUCAGAUUCUUGGUAUCCGAUUUUUGGAUAAACUCUGUUCUCAGAAGCGCGAUGUAUCUAGUCCUGAUGAAAAUAAUGGUCAGUCAAAAAGUAAGUAUUGCCUCAAAAUAAAUCGCCCCAUUGGAGAUACUGCUGACACUCAGGAUGAUGAUGUGGAAGAAAUUGGAGAUCAGGAUGACAGUCCUUCUGAUGACACAGUAGAAGGCACCCCUCCAAGCCAGGAAGACGGCAAGUCACCUACAACAACGCUCAGGGUUCAGGAAGCGAUCUUGAAAGAGCUGGGGAGUGAAGAGGUUCGAAAAGUCAACUGCUACGGCCAGGAGGUAGAAUCCAUGGAGACCCCAGAAUCAAAAGAUUUGGGGUCCCAGACCCCUCAAGCCUUGACAUUUAAUGAUGGAAUGAGCGAAGUGAAAGAUGAACAGACACCGGGCUGGACGACUGCUGCCAGUGACAUGAAGUUUGAGUACUUGCUUUACGGUCACCAUCGGGAGCAGAUCGCCUGUCAAGCCUGCGGUAAGACAUUUUCUGACGAAGGCAGGUUGAGGAAGCAUGAGAAGCUCCACACGGCGGACAGGCCGUUCGUUUGUGAGAUGUGUACCAAGGGCUUCACCACGCAGGCCCACCUGAAGGAGCACCUGAAAAUCCACACGGGCUACAAGCCCUACAGCUGCGAGGUGUGUGGGAAGUCCUUCAUUCGCGCCCCAGACUUGAAGAAGCACGAGAGAGUACACAGCAAUGAGAGACCGUUUGCGUGCCACAUGUGUGACAAAGCCUUCAAACACAAGUCCCACCUCAAGGACCAUGAAAGAAGGCACAGAGGGGAGAAGCCUUUUGUGUGCGGCUCCUGCACCAAGGCGUUUGCCAAGGCAUCCGAUCUGAAAAGGCACGAGAACAAUAUGCACAGUGAAAGGAAGCAGGUUACCCCCAGCGCCAUCCAGAGUGAGACGGAACAGUUGCAGGCGGCAGCAAUGGCCGCCGAAGCCGAGCAGCAGCUGGAGACAAUAGCCUGUAGCUAGAGGUGGAGGGACGGGACACUGCCUGGGGAGCGGGGACUGAGAUCCCACUGAUCACUGAGGAAUGCCAGUUACCGUAUUUUUGUGGAAAUGUCUGGAGCAUUGUACUCACUGGACUUAGGGCAGUGCUGGGUUAGGCAUUUUUAAAACUUUUCAAGGAAAUAAUGUUCCUACAUUCUGACCAAACAGUUUCACUGUCCUGUCUGGUGUCUAGAAUUAAUGUUGCCCCUCUUUUUUUUUUAUGAUUUUAAUUUGUGAACUCCUGUGUCCAAUUUAGAAGAGAGAGACUUCUAUUUCAUUUCUAGUUCCUCUACACUCACCGCACUGGUGAGUGCACUGCACAGAGUGAUAAUUGAGUAAAUUGAUUUCCUAAUCAUCACAAUUUUUUGUGACUUAUGGUCAAAACAGCAUUUUUCAUAAUAGAAGUACUUCAUAUAGAUGCAGAAAAUAUUGGUGGGAGCUUGACCGAGAAUGUUGCGCAAAUAGGAAAACAAGUUCUGGAAAUGCAGAAUGGUAUUAGAUUUAUAUUUGGUUUGUUAAUUUUAUAUCAUUGUUUUUCACUGUUUUUGUGGACAAAGAAUGGUUGCUUUGCUGAAGUGUUUCUUCAUUCAUUGUGAUUGCCUUGUCCCUUACCCCCAAAACUGUGGUCACAUAUACUGAUGGCUAAGCACACCCACCAGGCUGUUUUUGGUCUUGGGGCUAAGUUCUUAGGUUGCUAUUUUUGGGGCAUUUCCACUCUGCACUAGCUGGGGUUUGUGGAGUGGACCAGAAGUUAGAGGCAUAGAAAAGGCUCUCAGAGACAGGGUUUUCACAUGUGCAACAAUUUCAACAUUUCCUAGAUCAAAAUAAUUCUUAAUUGAUUUUGAAAUUGGAUUUUUAUUUAGGAUCAAAAUUAGGACAAGAACAGAUGUGCUUCUUCAGAUAAUAUUUGUGUAACAUAACAGGAUGUCAUCAAGCUUUGGGGCUCUCUGCAGCACGAGUUAUCCAUAAAGAAGAUGCAAUAUGCUUACUUAAAUUAAUGAAUUUAAAGUCUUUUAAGUGUGUAAAUAGUAGUGUUGGUCUUAACUAUUUCAAGUAAAAGUAGACAGCUGCACUUUUUUUGCACAUUGGAUUAAAAUAACUUCCAUCAGCAACAAACAUCAGACUGUUUUGAACCAAUAUUAAAGACUGUGAGACUAAAUGUUUAUGUUUCUGAAAUAUAUUUCAUCACUGGUUACAGUUUUAAAUAGAAGUUGAUUGCCUUUUCAUAGCCAUAAAUCAGAAUUAUGAACUCUGUUCCAGUUUUGGUGUACUAAAUAUUCUUUUAACCAUUUCUUUAGGAAUAUAUUGAAGCCAACAACAGUUUGAAUUAUGUUCUGUAAUAAGGUAUUAGUCAAUUAUUUUAGAAUGUGUACAAUUGUAGAAAAUGUCAACUUUUAAAAUUUAUUUUUGGUUGCUAGGAUUUUUUUUUAAAAUACAUUAAAGUAAUUUCAUUUCAUAGCUUAUUGCAUUAACACCUGUAAUUACUAUUGUGGGAGAAAUUUUAUUUUUUAAAUUGGUGUAUAUGUUAUGCCCAAGAUUGUAGGAUGAAGAUGAUACCUUUUUUAAAAAAUUUAUUUAUUGGUAAGAUGUUUAGUUUAAAAUUAAUUUAAUUCCUUUUCUUGAAAGUUGUUUAUUCUGUACUAAAAAUAGUCCCGUCACUGUGUUUUAUAUGCUGUUAGUAGAAGGGGAACUGAUUGCUGUUCCUGGGCUGUUUUAACCAAAGCAAAGGAAAAAUAACAUCUUGUUGAUAGCUACAACAAACCAUAUUUUGGGCCUUCAUUUUUGUAUAUAAAAAAAUAUACUUUUAUCA
Messenger RNA from Galeopterus variegatus (Sunda flying lemur), 3343 nucleotides. RefSeq names its product zinc finger and BTB domain containing 14 (gene ZBTB14). Bases 166 to 1515 code for a protein of 449 amino acids. The record is from RefSeq and is a predicted model, not a curated record. Lineage: Eukaryota; Metazoa; Chordata; Mammalia; Dermoptera; Cynocephalidae. The transcript has 2 exons. Gene Ontology annotation, biological process: regulation of transcription by RNA polymerase II. Gene Ontology annotation, cellular component: nucleus. Gene Ontology annotation, molecular function: DNA-binding transcription factor activity, RNA polymerase II-specific; RNA polymerase II cis-regulatory region sequence-specific DNA binding; protein binding.